Xyrichtys novacula (pearly razorfish) is the source of this 1536-nucleotide messenger RNA. The record is from the annotation of a GenBank genome assembly. Lineage: Eukaryota; Metazoa; Chordata; Actinopteri; Labriformes; Labridae.
AUGUCCAGUGGAGAUAAGUCAAAGACUUCAUCCCAGACAGAUGGGAAAGCUGCUCAGGGCAAGAAGUCAGAGAUGGGAAUGAUGAACUACAAGGUAGGCGACUCUUAGAUGGUCUCUGGUUUUAAGUAUCCAUGUUGAGAAACACUCAUAUCACAGACUUUUGCUGCUAUCUCUGAAACUCAUCUGUGUGCCUUUGUGCCUCCAGUUGCUUGUGUUUGACCAGGAGAACUUCCAGGGUCGCAUGAUUGAAAUCAGCAAUGAGUGUAUGAAUGUCUGUGAGCUCGGCAUGGACCGUGUGCGCUCUCUGCGCGUUGAGAGUGGACCGUAAGUUUAAAGGAUUUAUUGGAGCAUUUUUGUGUUCAAAUGGUUGUCUCUGCGCAUUGUUUGAAACGCUGUUUCUUCUGCAGCUUUGUGGGCUUUGAGCAGAUGAACUUCUGUGGUGAGAUGUACAUCCUGGAGAAGGGAGAGUAUCCUCGCUGGGAUUCUUGGAGCAACAGUCAGAAAAAUGACUACCUGCUAUCUUUCAGGCCAGUGAGAAUGGUAAAAACACACCUGGCCUUUGAAUCUCAAAUGUUUCUCUUUUUUGCUAUUGAAACCUCCUUCAUUCAGGAUAAUGUUUUCUCUCUCUAAGGACCCUGAGAAACACAAGAUCUGCCUGUAUGAGGUUGGAGAGUUCAAGGGCCGUAAGAUGGAGAUCAUGGACGAUGACGUCCCCAGUCUAUUUUCUUACGGCUUCACCGACAGAGUGGGCAGCAUCAUUGUUAGCUGUGGAACGUGAGUGUAGCUUUUAUCUCCACUAUCACACUGAGAAUCACUGAUAUGGACUCAGGGUUACAAAACCAAUCCUGCACCACAAUAUCUCCUCUUCUCUCUCCAGUUUUGUUGGAUACCAGUUCCCUGGUUACCGUGGCAGCCAGUACCUGCUUGAGAAGGGUGACUUCAGGCACUUCAACGAGUACGGCGGCCGCACUCCUCAGCUCCAGUCCGUGAGGCGUAUCCGUGACAUGCAGUGGCACCAACAGGGCUGCUACACUAUGGCCAGCAAGUGAGGCUCAGGAAAGGAGAGAAAGAGAAAGAGUGGAAGUGAGGGAGAGGGGCGGAGGAAGAGGGAGAGGGGGAAAGAUGUCUGAGGCUUUAUCUCAGCACUUGGAAGGUCUAUGAUCUAUGGCAGUGAGGGGCAGGGUGAGGAUCUAGAUCUGCCCCCUGAUCGGAGACAACAUGAAAGUGGAAGGACCAGCUGAACCACCCUCCAUCCCUCUCUGUCUCUGUUUUCUCUUUCUCCCCUAUGGGCUGAGUUUUGCUGUCAACCCUUUUCUCCUUUUUUUUUUGUCCCUCAUUUCAUUCCCCUCACAGUACUCUGAAAUUUCAGAGUGGGACCAUGACACCUCUGGUUGUUUUACACACUCAGUUCUCUGCCCAGGGUUCGAGGCACUAAGGGAAACUAAAUCCCUAGAGCCCCCUUACCCCUUGACUCCUCUGCUGUACAGAAUCCUGGCCCAAAUUUUCAAUAAAAAGACAAAAAUCUUAAUUAAAAGA